Messenger RNA from Nymphaea colorata (pocket water lily), 2334 nucleotides. RefSeq lists its product as uncharacterized. The transcript has 6 exons. Gene Ontology annotation, cellular component: signal recognition particle, endoplasmic reticulum targeting. Gene Ontology annotation, biological process: SRP-dependent cotranslational protein targeting to membrane. Gene Ontology annotation, molecular function: 7S RNA binding; protein binding; ribosome binding. The record is from RefSeq and is a predicted model, not a curated record. NCBI's taxonomy places the organism in Eukaryota, Viridiplantae, Streptophyta, Magnoliopsida, Nymphaeales, Nymphaeaceae. Bases 43 to 2052 code for a protein of 669 amino acids.
CCUUCCAUCCAUCGUCCGUUAGGUCUGAAGAGGAAGCAAAGGAUGGCGCCCAAGGCGAAGCCCAAGCCAGCGGCCACGCCGCCUCCAUCAUCCGCCCCUCCCGCUGCGCUAGAAGACCUCUUCUCCACGCUCAAUCGUCACAUCAACAACUCCGAAUUCCGACAAGCAAUCAAAGUCGCCGAUCAGAUUUUGACUGCCGCCCCGCGGGAUGAGGAUGCGUUGAGGUGCAAGGUCGUGGCUCUCAUCAAAUUGGAUAAUGUGGAUGUUGCUCUGUCGACGAUCCGGGAGUGCGAGAAACUCGGCAUCGAUCUUCAAUUCCACAAGGCAUAUUGCUUGUACAGACAAAAUAAACUUCAAGAAGCACUGGAUUGUUUAAGACUGCAGGAGAAAAAUCCUAGUGUUCUGCAGCUAGAGGCACAGAUAUUUUAUCGUUUAGGAAAAAUGGAUGCCUGUACACAGAGCUAUGAUAAGCUUCGGAAGUUUAAGGUUGAUUCCUCAGAUGUAUAUGUAAAUAUAAUUGCUGCCUUAAUAGCAGCAGGAAGGGCUUCAGAAGUCCAAAGUAUGAUGGACACACUUAAAGUCACAGCUAAUAGCAGAUUUGAGAUGGCAUAUAACGCUGCCUGUUCUAUGAUUGAGAAGAAGAAAUAUUCUGAUGCAGAAAAGCUACUCCUUUCAGCACGGAGGAUUGGUCAGGAAAUGCUCAUGGAGGAUGACUGCACAGAGGAGGAGAUUGAGAAUGAACUUGCUCCUAUUGCUGUUCAGCUAGCAUAUGUUCAACAGAUGUUAGGGCGCUCUGAAGAGGCAGCUGCAACAUAUGCUAAUCUCAUGAAGCGUAAUGUUGCUGAUGCUUCCUCACUUGCAGUGGCAACAAACAACCUUAUUUCACUAAAGGGAACAAGGGAUGUGUCGGAUGGGCUGAAGAAACUUGAUCGCUUGAUAGAGAAAAUUGACGGGCGAUUUCAAAUAGCUCAGGGGCUUGAUCUUAAGCUUUUUUCAAGGCAAAAAGAAGCCAUUUACACUAAUCGCAUGCUUCUGCUACUACAUGCGAACAAGAUGGAUCAGGCACGAGAGCUUGCAGCUGCUCUUCCUUCCAUGUUCCCAGAUAGUGUGAUGCCUGCUCUGCUUGAAGCUUCUGUUUUAGUUCGAGAAAAUAAGGCAGGUCAGGCAGAGGAGCUCCUCAAGCAAUUUGCAGAGAGACACACAGACAAAGCAAAAACUGCCCUCCUGGCACGUGCUCAGGUUGCUGUUGCAGCUGGCCACCAUGCUAUUGCUGCUGAAUCUCUUGCCCAAAUUACUGAUAUCCAACACUUACCUGCUACAGUCGCCACCUUAGUCUGUCUGCGAGAGCGAGCUGGAGAUGUUGAGAGUGCAGCUGCUACCCUUGACUCAGCUCUCCAGUGGUGGUCAAAUUCCAUGGAUGGGGAAUCCCGGAGGGAUGUCAUAAUGCAAGAAGCAGCAGCUUUCAAACUCAAGCAUGGCAAAGCAGAAGAAGCUGCUCGAUUAUUUGAGGAUCUGGUUAAGAACAGUCAGAGUAUCACUGCCUUGGUGGGCCUCGUGACAACCAUGGCACGAGUUGAUGUGAACAAGGCAGAGAUGUAUGAGAAGCGGUUGCCACCACUCCCGGGUCUGAAAGAUAUCAAUGUUAAGAGCUUAGAGCAGACACCCGGUGCAGGUCAGACUAAGCAUGUUGAUAUGUACAUGGAAGGUGUAGAGGAGGAAGCUAAAGGAAAGUCAAAGACAAAGAAGAAACGUAAAAGGAAGCCGAAAUACCCCAAGGGGUUUGAUCCAGCAAAUCCUGGUCCUCCUCCUGAUCCAGAAAGAUGGCUGCCAAAACGAGAGAGGUCAAGUUACAGGCCGAGGAGGAAGGAUAAACGAGCUGCCCAAAUUCGAGGGUCUCAGGGUGCUGUUGCAAGAGAAAAACUUGCUGAUGCUUCCACGAGCACAUCCACAUCCUCCAAAUCUGCUCAAGCUUCUGGUACUUCAAAAGUGGCAGCAAACACGGAGCAGAGUAAGAGUAAGCCUUCAAAGUCAAGGAAGAAGUCCAGGAACUAGAGAGAGAGAGAGAGAUUCAUUUUCUUUUUUAUUGUAUCUUUUCUUCUUUCCUGUUACGUCAGUCACCUUUUAAAUUCUAACCUUCCUAUGGAAGGGGGUUAAGUUUUAGGUGGGAUGCUGGUUUGCCUUGGUUGUAUUUCAUUCAGAUUUAGGAGUGCCUCCAUUAUGGGGCACAAGUUUUGAAUAUUCACAUGCUAAGAACCUGUUCUAUGUUUUUCACCGGAAAAGGGACGAGUUUAACUUUUGAGGUUGGGGAGAAAUCGAUUUCUGUGUCUUUCACCA